Molecule: messenger RNA, 1359 nt
Organism: Pedinophyceae sp. YPF-701
Lineage: Eukaryota; Viridiplantae; Chlorophyta; Pedinophyceae
Source: the annotation of a GenBank genome assembly
AUGGCGACGCCGUGCCGCAGCCCCUCGGCCCACACCCGCAGCCGUUCGGGUGCCCAGCUGGACCGCUUCAUCCCCAACCGCGGCGCCAUGGACGCCGACAUCGCCAACUUCACGCUCAACGCCGAGGACUUCCGCCAGACGGAGGCCAACGUCGCCGCGGAGGUCGUCUCUCCCUCCAAGGAGGAGUACCGCCGCCGCCUCGCCGAAGGCCUGGUCGCGGGCGACUCCAACUGCGCCUCGCGCAUCCUCGCGUUCAAGUCCAAGGCCCCGGCCGCCCCCGCGGCCCACGACGGCGCGGACCCGGGGCUGUACGCCGCCUCGGGCACUGGCGCGCGUCCGGCGGCGAAGAAGUUCCGCCAGGUCAACACCGCGCCGGAGCGCAUCCUCGACGCCCCGGACCUCGUCGACGACUACUACCUCAACCUCCUCGACUGGUCCUCGACGAACCAGGUGGCCAUCGCGCUCGCGAACACGGUCUACCUGUGGGACGCGUCGUCGGGCGGGAUCACCGAGCUCAUGACGUGCCAGCAGGAGGAGAACUACGUGACGGCCGUGAAGUGGGCCGCGGACGGCAAGCACCUCUCGAUCGGCACGGCGAACGCGGAGGUGCAGCUGUGGGACUGCAACCGCGCCAAGCAGAUCCGAUCCCUGCGCGGCCACACCGCGCGGGUGUCGGCGCUGGCGUGGAACGGCCACACGCUGUCGUCCGGCGGGCGCGACUCGCUCAUCUUGAACCACGACGUGCGCGUGCGGGACCACGUCAUCACCACGCUGCGCGGGCACGAGCAGGAGGUGUGCGGGCUCGCGUGGUCGCCGUCGGGCAACCAGCUCGCGUCCGGCGGGAACGACAACCUGCUGAACGUGUGGGACGCCGCGUCCGGGUUCGGCGGCCGCGACGCCAGUGCGCUGCACACGCUGACCGCGCACCGCGCCGCCGUCAAGGCCCUGGCAUGGUGCCCGUUCCAGUCGAACCUCCUCGCGUCGGGCGGGGGGUCGUCGGACCGGUGCAUCCGCUUCUGGAACACCACGACCGGCGCGCUCCUCAACACGAUCGACACCGGCAGCCAGGUGUGCGCGCUGCAGUGGAACCGCCACGAGAAGGAGAUCCUCAGCAGCCACGGCUACUCGAGGAACGAGCUCUGCCUGUGGAAGUACCCGACCAUGUCCAAGGUCGCGGAGCUCACGGGCCACUCGGCGCGCGUCCUGCACAUGGCGCAGUCGCCCGACGGCACCGCCGUCGUGUCGGCCGCCGCGGACGAGACGCUGCGCUUCUGGCGCGUGUUCGGCGAGCCCGCGGGGUCGAAGAAGGCCUCCGCGGCGCCGCGCCACUCGGCGCUGCGCUCGCGCAACAUCCGGUGA